Messenger RNA from Brassica napus (rape), 1230 nucleotides. RefSeq names its product B-box zinc finger protein 21. Gene Ontology annotation, molecular function: zinc ion binding. Gene Ontology annotation, cellular component: nucleus. The transcript is spliced from 3 exons. Lineage: Eukaryota; Viridiplantae; Streptophyta; Magnoliopsida; Brassicales; Brassicaceae. The coding region runs from base 115 to 1026 and encodes 303 amino acids. The record is from RefSeq and is a predicted model, not a curated record. Gene Ontology annotation, biological process: photomorphogenesis; regulation of DNA-templated transcription.
UUACUUCAUAUUCUCUCUCCUUUUAUCACAGAACUCUAACAAAACUUCACAUCUUCUGUUCUCUCCUUCUAAGCUCUCUCUUCAUCUCUUUCUCUCUCUUAAUCGAUUCGACUGAUGAAGAUCAGGUGCGACGUCUGCGACAAAGAAGAAGCGUCGGUGUUUUGCACCGCCGACGAAGCGUCUCUAUGCGGCGGCUGCGACCACCGAGUCCACCACGCUAACAAACUCGCUUCCAAACAUCUCCGUUUCUCUCUCCUCAAUCCUUUUUCUUCCAACAACUCCUCUCCUAUCUGUGACAUCUGUCAGGAGAAAAAAGCUCUGUUGUUUUGUCAACAAGACAGGGCUAUUUUAUGCAAAGAUUGUGAUUCAUCGAUACACUCCGCCAACGAACAAGUCAAGAAACACGAUAGGUUUCUUCUCACAGGGGUUAAGCUCUCUGCAACAUCCUCUGUGUAUAAACCUACUUCAGAAUCUUUUUCAAGCAGUCAAGAUUGUUCUGUCCCUGGACCCCGUUCUUCCAAGAAACCUCUCUCAGCUCCUCAGAGCAACAGCUCCAAGAUCCAACUUACUUCGAAGAUAGGAGGUGAUGCGGCAGUGAAUCAGUUGGGAUCCACAAGCACGAUUUCAGAGUAUUUGAUCGAUGCGUUACCUGGUUGGCACGUUGAGGACUUUCUUGAUUCCUCUCUUCCUCCUUUUGGUUUCUCUAAGAGUGGUGAUGAUGAUGGAGUGUCACUUCAAUCUAAGAAUAUGGGGCUUUGGGUCCCUCAGAUUCCACAGACUCUUCCUUCUUCAUACACAAAUCAGUACUUUUCUCAGGACAACAACAAUAUUCAGUUUGGGAUGUACAACAACAAAGAAACAUCACCAGAAGUGCAGAUGUAUGCUCCAAUACAAAACAUGAAACAACAAGGACAGAACAAGAGAUGGUAUGAUGAUGAUGGUGGCUUCACUGUCCCACAGAUUACCGCUGCUUCUAGUCAUCCUACUACUCUUCCUUCUAACAAAAGGUCCAAAUCUUUCUGGUAAUUGACAUGUGGUCUUUGUUUGGUUUUUUUCCUUUUGAUCUUCUUGAUUUUAGGGGGUUUUGUUCUCGUGUUUUAUGCAAAUGCUUUUUUCUAAUCCUAAUAAGUUUUCAUGUAAAAAUUUCCAUGACUUAUUUUGUGAAUCAUGGAGCUAGACAUUUGUGUGUUGAAGCAAGACUUCAGUGAAAAAAAUAAUUAUUUUUAAUUA